Molecule: messenger RNA, 4700 nt
Organism: Varanus komodoensis (Komodo dragon)
Lineage: Eukaryota; Metazoa; Chordata; Lepidosauria; Squamata; Varanidae
Gene: PLXNC1
Product: plexin C1
Exons: 25
Coding region: 1305-4043 (912 amino acids)
Biological process (GO): positive regulation of axonogenesis; regulation of cell shape; regulation of GTPase activity
Cellular component (GO): semaphorin receptor complex
Molecular function (GO): semaphorin receptor activity; protein binding
Source: RefSeq, a predicted model, not a curated record
AUGUAAGCAGUGAUGUGGGGGUGGGGGGAAUCCCAUGCUUGUAAAAAUUAAUGCUUCGGUACAUUGUCAUUUGCUUGCCUAUGGAACUAUACACACCCAGAAAUGCGGAUGCUACAUAGGAUGAGUGUGAGGCCUCCUGAAGUGUGGAAAAUCACGUGCACUUCUGCAUGUGGUAUAAAAGCAAUGACUGCAUACUGUUUAGAAGCAGCAUGGCUGGACACACUCUUCAGUGAAAUGAACACUUAAAUGCAAUACAUGCAUGGGUAGUGUUGCUGUUUGGCAUACAGACAGACAGACAGACAGACAGAUCGAUGACCGCACUAGGCCUGUGAAAAUUAUUCUGGAACAUGGAUUUACACUAUUUUUUUGCUGUAGCAUAGUGGUAGAGCACAUGCCUUGCUUGGGUAAGAUCCCUACUAUCCCUAGGUUGGGCAAGGAAAGCUGCUCCCCAAAGCCUUGGAUUGCCGAGGCCAGUCAGUGUUGAAGAUACUGGCUUAGCUGGACCAGUGUCAGGUAGCGCCUCAUGCUCCUUUCCAGAACCUGCACAAGAGGGCAGCCUGCCUCUCUGCAGCAGCAUCGGAACCACUUCCACUGGUAAUGGAGGAAUGGAACCUCUGUUGAGAAUGCUGUGCAUUACAGCUGUAUUUUCAGAAUAGAAGUACUAGUAAGUCAGUAGAUGGUUGGUCACUGGCGAGUCUUCUUCCAUUAUCUGAAGAGCUUCAGAUCUCUUACUUCCAGGACAGAACUGUGCCCGCAUGUUUUUGUGUCAUGAGACAUCACAGGAGGGCAAGAGUUUAAAUGACAAAGAGGUCAGAGUGACAUGAUUCUGCCACACCUUUCUAGAGUAACAUAAGACUUUUACAUCAGAGAUUGAGCCAUCUGCUUCUGCCAGUAACUGAUGCAACAACUGCAUAAAGAAAUUGCUUGGAGAGAGUAGUUCGUCCAUGUUUAGAGGCAGUGCCACUGAAUCUUGGGGCUCAAGAGCAAUGGCAAAGGAGGGCUCUUGCCUUCAUCCUUUAUUUGUGGCAUCUGGUUGGCAGCUGGGAGAGGCAGAUGCUGGAUUCCAGGAAUCUCUGGCUUGAUCCUGCAGAUAUGUUAUGAAGUAUUGUGCCUUCCCAUGACAGAGAAGUGUCUUUGAGGUUCUCCUGCUUAUCAAAUUCUUACUAUGCUCAGAAUGUGACCGUGCUGGCUGCACCUGGAAUGACAGAGAAAAUAAAUGUGUAGUGUCUUCUUCUGGGACUUGCAAAAGAAAGGUGGAUUGUAGUAAGAUUAUCAGUGCUUCAAAUAGGAUUGAUACUUUGCGAAUGCCCAAGCCCAUGAGCAUUACUUCCAUUGAACCAGCAUGGAUAUCACCAUUAGGCAAAAGUGGAGUGCUAGUCAUAGGAGAAAACUUUACAGGAUCAAACAUUUUGAUGGAGAUAACUGGAACCAGUAGCUGCAAACCUGAUGUGAUAUCUGUCACUGAGAUUCUAAAUCACACGCACAUGAAAUUUUGUUUACCACCGAGUCACAAAGAAGUCAAGAGCGUAUGCAUAAAAGAAGAAGGGUUUCAGUGUUCAUCCUCUAAGACAGUACAUUACGUCUCUUUCCCAGAAUGUUUUGAGAUCCUUCCAAAUAUCUCCUGGAAAAGUGGAGGUCGCAACAUCACCAUACGUGGGAAAUAUCUGAAUAUCACAGAUACAGUGAUUAUUUUGGAUGAAUCUGGCCAAAUCUUGACACAAUUUACAUGCCACAGAUCUGGUGAUGAAUGUAAAUUUACUACACCAGCUUUGACGUCUGAGAAAGGAACUAAAAUGGCUAACAUUGUCCUAAAUGUUGAAGGGAAACAUUUUCCUUGCAUUACACUUCAAUAUGAUCCUGAUCCUCAGUUUAUUCAUUAUGAACUGACACUUGAUUUAGACCCAGAGCUGGAGUUAAAAAUACAUAAACAAAAUGACAACUUAAAUAUUACAAGAAGUGAGAUUGAAGUUUUCCUGUCUUACAUGGAUAGCAAGGAACGGGAAAAUCUAACAUUCACUGUCCAAGAUAUUUUAAACACUAAAGAUCAUAGCAUUAUACACUGCAGAACCAAACGAAAAAAGACCUCUAAGAUAGAUACAUCCAGUGUGAAAGUUUAUGUCAACGUGGGAAAAUUUCUGCAUGAGGUUCCAACUGAAACACUCAACUAUACAUUUCUGUAUGUUCUUUUGUUAAUCCCUGUAGUAAUUGCAAUUGCCAUUUUUGUGACCCAAAGAAAAUCAAAACAGUUACAUCGAAAACUGAGUGAACACCUGGAACUAUUGGAAUGUGAACUUCGUAAAGAAAUACGUUAUGGAUUUGUUGAACUACAGGUGGAAAAAUCAGAUGUGGUUGAUAGUUUUGGAACAAUUCCCUUCCUUGACUACAAACACUUUGUUCUUAGAACCUUCUUUCCAGAGGCUGGAGGCACUUUGUCUAUCUUUAUGGAAGAUUCCAAUGAGCCACUUAGUGGAGUUCCAAAUCACAAGGAUGAAAGCAGUAUAGCAUUGUAUGCAUUAAUUAAUAACAAGAAUUUUCUUGUAACUCUGAUUCACACACUUGAAAAACAGAAAACCUUCUCUGUGAAAGACAGAUGCUUGUUUGCAUCUUUCUUGACAAUUGCACUACAAAGAAACUUGGUCUACUUAACUAAUAUUCUAGAAGUUUUGACAAGGGAUUUGAUGGAACAGUCAAGCAAUGUACAUCCUAAGUUGAUGCUACGACGUACAGAAUCGGUGGUAGAAAAGCUGCUGACAAAUUGGAUGUCUGUUUGCCUCUCUGGUUUUCUUCGUGAAACCGUUGGGGAGCCUUUCUAUAUGCUUGUAACAACCCUAAAUCAAAGGAUUAACAAGGGUCCUGUGGAUGUAAUAACUUGCAAGGCCCUGUACACACUAAAUGAAGACUGGUUACUGUGGCAAGUAACUGAAUUCAGCACAGUGGUAUUAGAUGUCGUCUUUGAAAAAAUCCAAGAAAAUGAGAGUGAAGGCACUACUAUGAAAAUCCAAGUUAAUGUCCUGGAUUGUGACACCAUAGGGCAAGCCAAAGAAAAGAUCCUGCAAGCCUUUCUAAACAAGAAUGGCUUUCCUUUCGGUCUUCAACUCAGUGAAAUGGGCCUUGCUCUUCAGUCAGGCACACAAGCCAAAGAACUUUUGGAUGUUGAUAGUUCCACUGUGAUUCUGCAAGACGGAAUUACCAAGCUGAACACCAUAGGCCAUUAUGGGAUUUUAGAUGAAGCAACUAUUAAAGUCUUUAAGAAGGAAGUACAGCUAUCAGAUGGCGAAUAUGCUGAUGACUAUUGUCAUCUGAUAUUGCCAGACUCUGAAGCAGCCAAAGAGACUCAAGGUGCAAAACAUACAGGAAAACAAAAAUUUAAAGUGAAGGAAAUGUAUCUCACUAAGCUCCUGUCUACAAAGGUUGCCAUUCAUUCAGUUGUUGAAAAGCUCUUUAGGAGCAUUUGGACUUUGCCUAAUAAUAAAGCACCAGUAGCUAUCAAAUAUUUUUUUGAUUUUCUGGAUGCUCAAGUUGAAAAUAAAAAAAUUACAGAUCCUGAUGUGAUCCAUAUAUGGAAAACAAACAGUCUUCCUCUUCGAUUUUGGGUGAAUAUAUUGAAGAAUCCUCAAUUUGUAUUUGAUAUUAAAAAGACUCCACACAUAGAUGGCUGUUUGUCUGUAAUUGCACAAGCAUUCAUGGAUGCCUUUUCUCUAUCAGAGCAACAACUGGGAAAGGAAGCACCAACAAAUAAACUUCUUUAUGCAAAGGAUAUUCCACUUUAUAGAGAGGAAGUCAAAGCUUUUUAUAAAGCAAUAAAGGAUUUGCCUUCGUUAUCUACUUCAGAGCUAGAAGAAUUUUUAACUCAGGAAUCAAAGAAACAUGAAAAUGAAUUUAAUGAAGCUGUGGCCUUGAAUAAAAUUUACCAAUACAUUGCAAGAUAUUUUGAUGAAAUACUGAAUAAAUUGGAUAAAGAACGAGGGCUAGAAGAAGCUCAGAAACAGCUCCUAAAUGUAAAAGAUUUGUUUGAUACAAAGAAGAAAUGCAAGUGGAUUUAAGAAGAGUUUAAUGAUCCCCAACAGGGAUGGAUUUUAAUAACUGUCACUAAACAGAAUUCAAACUAUCAUCUCCAGCUGUAUCAAAAGACUGACUCCCUCAGUUCAGUGAUCAAUAAUGUACUGCCAGGCCCAUCUCUCUCCCAGUGGAAGACUGCUGUGAUGUACAGAUCUCUCUUGCCUUAUGGAAGCAAGCAAGUAAUUUUGGCAGUAGUGUAAACAAUUUCACUGUACAUCAUUGAUAUAUAUGCUGCUUUUAUUUUAAAAGGUGCAGAGCAUUUCAUUUUAAGCAAUGUGCUCUACAGGGCAAUUUUUUAAAUAGUUUCCAUGUCCUUACUGAACUUGAUAGAAUGUGAACCUUAAAGGUCCUCCCUCUUAUUCCUGCAGAAGCACAAAUAUAUGCUGUUCUUGCCACUUUGAGCUUGAGUACUUGAGACUGUUAGGAAGGAGGGCACUGGAUGCUUGUAAGAGGCCCCAAGUUACCAUAAAUGACUGGUCAGAUUGCAUUAUGACCAGAACAUGUGACAGAGUAGUAUCGGGGGCCUCCAGCGCAUUCCAAUGGAGAAGCCCUAUACUCUUUCUACAUGCAUUGUAGUCUGCACAAUGUGUUUCUGUUAACUGUAGCUGUGCCCAGUCAUAAUAAACUAGUGGGAUUUGCUA